UCUUUCUUCUGCUCUAAGCUGACCCAUAUCCUAAGCUAAGAGAAAGAGAUUCACACCAACAAUAAUGGCAAACAUCCAUGAUCAUUGCUUCUCUGUUGCUUUUGGCCUUCUUGGAAAUAUUUUUUCGUUCCUUGUUUAUCUUGCCCCAUUGCCAACUUUCUACAGGAUUUUCAAGAAGAAAUCAACAGAAGGUUUUCAAUCCAUACCAUAUUCAGUUGCACUUUUCAGUUGCAUGUUGUUGCUCUACUACGCCUUCCUCAAGAAACAUGAUGCAGUCAUGCUCAUCACCAUUAACUCAAUUGGCUGCUGCAUUGAAUCCAUAUAUCUUUGCUUCUACAUGGUUUAUGCAACCAAAAGCGCCAGGAUAUACACGACAAAGCUGCUCAUAUUUUUCAACAUUGGGGCAUCAGGAUUAAUCAUACUUGUAACAUUAUUAUUUUCAAAGGGCUCUCAUCGAAUUUCCAUCGUGGGGUGGAUUUGUGCAGUCUUCUCAGUCUGUGUCUUUGCUGCUCCACUUAGCAUCAUUAGGCUCGUUAUAAGAACGAAGAGUGUCGAAUACAUGCCAUUCUCAUUGUCAUUCUUCUUGACUCUCUGUGCUGUGACGUGGUUCCUGUAUGGUUUUUCCUUGAGAGAUUACUACAUAGCAACGCCAAACAUCCUGGGAUUUAGCUUUGGGAUGACUCAGAUGAUACUAUAUCUCCUAUAUCGUGGGGGAAGAAAAGAAAUAAUCUUGACAGAGAGCAAGUCACAAGAGCAAUUAGGCAAUGGUAGCCAAAUGAUCAGCACAGUAAAUGAGACUCAAGAAGCUGCUAUGAAUAAUGGAGUUGGAGGGAUGAUGAUUAGCAACUCCCAGAUUGUCCCAAGUGAAUUUAACGUGUGAACCUCAAGGUAAAAGAGCAAUUGACAAUUUCUUGUAGCCUCUCCUGCUGGACAGAAAAAACUGAAAUGUCGCCUUUCUUAAUACUAGUUCAAGU
Messenger RNA from Durio zibethinus, 974 nucleotides. Its product is annotated as bidirectional sugar transporter SWEET14-like. Lineage: Eukaryota; Viridiplantae; Streptophyta; Magnoliopsida; Malvales; Malvaceae. The record is from RefSeq and is a predicted model, not a curated record. Gene Ontology annotation, biological process: carbohydrate transport. Gene Ontology annotation, molecular function: sugar transmembrane transporter activity. Gene Ontology annotation, cellular component: membrane.